Tachysurus vachellii is the source of this 3055-nucleotide messenger RNA. RefSeq names its product epsin 3a (gene epn3a). The record is from RefSeq and is a predicted model, not a curated record. Gene Ontology annotation, biological process: endocytosis. Bases 515 to 2356 code for a protein of 613 amino acids. Gene Ontology annotation, molecular function: phospholipid binding; clathrin binding. Gene Ontology annotation, cellular component: endosome; clathrin vesicle coat; plasma membrane. The transcript is spliced from 11 exons. NCBI's taxonomy places the organism in Eukaryota, Metazoa, Chordata, Actinopteri, Siluriformes, Bagridae.
CUCCUUAUUACCCCACACCCUCACUUCACUUUCUCCUGCUUUUCCAAGCUUUAGAUUCUGAGCUGUUUGGGUUCAUCGUUUUUACCCCUUUAUUUCACACCCCAGAAAAUCAGAGCACGUCCUGAAACUAGAAAACCGCCGAGUCCUGACAUUAUUCAGUGCGUCUGUCUGUUAGGUGUGUGUGUGUGUGUGUGUGUGUGUGUGUGUGUGUGUGUGUGUGUGUGUGAGAGAGUGUGUGUGUGUUGCGGAAAGUAUCGGCAGGAACAACAGCACAGGGGCGAUGUGGAAAGGUUGCGCACUUACGGACAGGAUCCUGAAGUUGGGACGGAUGUGACGAGUCAUGAUGAGAGGAGGUUCCUAGCCUUGUGGAAUCUGAUGCAUGGUCCUGAAUUUUGGAAGUGCAGUCGUCUUCAAUCGUCUGACCUACCCUGAAUCAUCUCUAUUCUCCGUGCUCUCUUACAGAAGAGUGCAGAGAGGCAACACUAUCCCAGUAACAUAGAUAAAUUAAAACACCAUGUCGUCUUCGUCCUUACGCCGCUCUGUGAAGAACAUAGUAAACAACUACACGGAGGCGGAGAUCAAAGUGCGAGAGGCGACCUCGAAUGACCCAUGGGGUCCUUCCAGUUCUCUCAUGAUGGAGAUCGCUGAGCUGACUUUCAAUGUGGUGGCCUUUACCGAGGUCAUGGGUAUAAUCUGGAAGCGCCUGAAUGACCACGGCAAGAACUGGCGUCACGUCUACAAGGCGCUGACCCUGCUGGAUUAUCUGGUGAAAACUGGUGCAGACCGCGUGACUCAGCAAUGCAAGGAGAACAUCCACGCGAUCCAAACACUCCGGGACUUCCAGUACAUAGACCGUGACGGACAGGACCUGGGUGUGAAUGUGCGUGAGAAGGCCAAGCAGCUUGUUGCUUUGCUCCAAGACAAGGAGAAACUGAAGCACGAGCGGAGCCAGGCUCAGGCGACACGUGAGCGCAUGGCCCGUGCCAGUGGCAUGUACAGCUCCAUGCCUCCACCCUACUCUGGAAGCCGCACCAGCCAGCCCAGCAUAGCCACCACUACUGGGGACACGUACGGUCGUCCUCGAACCUCGCCCCCCUCCUACAACUUGUCCACUCCACCCCCUCAUCUGGCCCCAGAGCUGGAGAAGGCACGGCCUCAGACCAGCGGUGAGGAAGAGUUACAACUGCAGCUGGCAUUGGCCAUGAGCCGUGAGGAGAGCGAGAAGCCACAUCCUCCUGUGGAUAUCGAUGAACAGACACAACUCCAGAUUGCGAUGAGCCUCAGCAAGGAGGAGGCCCAAAAGAAGCCUCCUCCUGCUGUCACCUUGGACAUGGAUGAAGAGACUCAGCUCCAGAUUGCUCUGAGCCUCAGUAAGGAGGAACAUCAGCAGGAGGAGCGAAGUCGCCAGGGAGAUGAAUCGUUGCUCCAGAAAGCUCUUGAAGAGAGUAAACGAGAAAUGGAAGCCAAAGCAGGAGGGCAGUCUGCCAUUUUGGAUCUGAUAGAUAUUUUUACUCCAGCCUCUGAAGCGCCACCCAGUGCCAAACCAUGGGAUCCGUCUGGAGCUGCGGGACCUCUGAGGGUCGACCUGUGGGAUUCUCUAGAUCCAAGCACCUCAAAUCGAGGUCCUGGCAGCUCCUGGGCAGCACCUUCCAGUCUUCACUCUCAGCCCUGGGACAAUCAGGCACGUGCUCCUGACCCAUGGGAAGCUCCUCAGCGUGCCACCAGUCCUGUUCCCCCAAGUCAUACUUGGCUCUCAACGGCUGCCACUGCAGAAACAAAAGGGUCUGCUGUCCCAGUCAAAGGCUCAUUAUCACAUCCUGAAAGUCCAACAGAUGGAGAUCUUUUUGAUGAUGCCAUGGAUGGCGGUCAGGUGCACGUUAAUGGCCGUAGUGUAGAAAGUCCAGAGUUAUUUGACCUGUCUCGUUUGGGAGAAAGUUUAGCAGAGCCAAAUCCUCGGACCUGUGGCACUCCGGAAGCCUUUCUGGGCCCUGCAGCGGCCUCGCUCGUUAAUCUCGACUCCCUGAUCCCGCCAAGUAGCGCUCCUAAAAACUUAAACCCGUUUUUAACAGGUGUGAGUGCUCCUUCUGUCACAAAUCCAUUCCAAAACGAGCAAGCGCGCCUCACACUCAAUCAAAUGCGUCCUAGUAGCUCCACGUCGGCCGCUCCCAACUCGCUGCAAUACAGCGCUUCUCUGCCUCUGCCUGCGAGCAAUCAGCCUUUGUCCUUACCCAGCUCUUUCACACAGCCUUCGGAAGAACAGCUUAAAGCGCUUGGGAACCUGCCUCAUUCACUGCAUCCUCUCUCAUCCAAAUCCACACAAGGACAGCCAGAUCAGAGUCAGAACCCUUUCCUCUGAGGCCAGCCAUGAACGGAGCUUCAUGUGGCCUGAAUGUAAGCUAGCUGGCCUGAGUAACAAUGCUUAUAACGGAGUUACGAAUAAACUACAGACUUGGAUGUAAACUGGAACAUAGUCCAAAUGAUUGACAACACUGUUUUAUACUAAACUUUAACUGUUUUCAGAGCUCUUUGCAAUUGCUACUUAUCCUCUUGUAUCCGUCUGAACUACAGAACCAAUGUGUCUUUUUAACCAUAUGAGCAAAUAGCCCACAUUUCUUUCCUCCUUUUUUAUUUUCUUUUCUUUUUCUUUGACCAGAAACUUUUACAGCUGUUUCACCAAACUCUCAAGACCUGCUUUAGCAAUACUUCUUUAAGUAUUACAUACAGCCUGGUGUCUUCCUCUUUCCUGCUGUAUUAUUCAUUACAUUUGACUGAUAUAGAUGAGCGGAAUAGCGUGGAAGCUAUCCAACGGCCCCAUCCCGAUAAUGAAGCUCACUCAUUCAAGGAUGUCUAAUCAGUGUGCCAGAUAUCUAACACCAGGCUGUUUUUCUUUUUAACCAUCAGUGAUAUUGGCUGCUAAGUUAACACGCGUCAUGAAGGGAACAAAUUUACUGUGUGUGGCGUGAUGACCUACUAACAGAAUGUGUGAAUAUGAGACUGUUAUUGAAAUAUAAAACAUUUCUUAUCAAAUAUAGGAAUGGAAAUUGCCGUCAUCUAA